AGUAUCGAACCCGCGAUCGUCGCGAGCAUACGUGUGCUAUAUUCCUCCUCGGCCUCAACAAUAAUAAAAAAAAAAAUAAAUAAAUAAAAAAGAUUAAUAAAUUUAUAAUUAAAAAAAAAAAUUAAAUAAUAAAAUUAUUUAAUUUAUAUAUUAAACUGCUUUACUGAAUUUUCAUUGUGUAAAAUUUUUUUUUUUAUUUUCAUUUUCAACAAUAAUUAACCGGUACACUUGUUUGUGCAAAUUAAUAAAUUUUUAUAAAUGUGAGUGCUUAAUUGUGUGUGUGUUUGUGUGUGUAAUUAAAAAAAUAAAAUUAUUAUUUUUUAUUUAAUUAAAAUAUUAUAAAUUUAAAUUUAAUUGUUAUGAUAAUAUUAAUUUUAAAUACAGUUAAAUAUAAAAUUUCAUUGGAAUUUAACUGGGAUUCAAAGUUAACGUAUUUAAUACCACAAGGAAACAUUGACAUGGGCAACGUGGGAACUAUCAAGCGGUUAAUCCAGUGCUGAAAAAAAAAAAAGAAAAAAAAAAAAAUGGAUCAAUCGAGUAUACGUGAUGAUGAUAAAUUACAAGUGUUAUUGUGUUAAUUUUAAAUUGGAUUAUUAUCAAAGACAGUGAGCCUUGAAAUAUAUACAUGAAAAUAAGAAAGGAAAAAAAAAAAUUAAAAUAUUAAAUUAACGAGGAAUUGAAUGAUCCAAGUGACCGCGAAGGACUAGUGAAAUUCAAGUAGGCUCUUAGAGAACCAGUGACUCGUUGGCAAGUGCAAAUAAAUAAUAAAUAAAUAUAAAGUGUACUGAAACGGAAAAAAAAAAUAAAAAGCCAAGUGAACAAGCUAACGAAACCAAUUAAUUAAAAUAAAAAAAAUUGAUAAUAAAUAUUUUAAAAAUGAAGCAUCAUCCAGCAGUGACAGUCUUUAUUGUUCUCCUUGGCAGUGUACGAGCUCAAGGGAUCCCGCGAACAAUUUCGUCUAGGCCUUUCCGAGGAGGACCACCAGUCCAGACGAGAGCAGUGCUUGAUGGUACAGCUGAAUUACCAUGUGACAUUCGACCUCCUCAACCAAACGAUUCAGCAAUUCUCGUUGUCUGGUAUAAAACGUCAGACCGUCUGCCCGAUAUAACGCCCAUCUACAGUUAUGAUAUGAGAAAUAAACGUGACAAGGCGACACACUGGAAAGAUAAAGAAUUUUUAAAUGAACGAGCUCAUUUUAAACCGUCAACUGAUCCAGCAAUAUUGGUUGUUAAAAGAGUGGAGCAGCGAGAUGAAGGAGAAUAUCUUUGUCGAGUUGAUUUCGUCAGAAGUCCAACGAGAAAUGCAAAAAUAUAUUUAACAAUAAUUGUUCCACCACAUAAACCAAAUAUAAUUGAUGAACAUGGAAAAACUGUGACAAAAAUUGCUGGUGUUUAUCAAGAGGGUGGAAGCAUGCGAUUGACAUGUCUCGUAUCUGGUGGUCGACCAUCACCAACAGUAAGAUGGUGGCGUGGUGAAACACUACUUGAAUCAAAAGAUGAACACGGUGAAUUUCCAGCCCUACGAAGAAAUACUCUUAUUGUAAUGGAUCUGACAAGGGCUGAUUUGGAUGCCGUAUUCACUUGUCAGGCUUCCAACAAUAACAUCAGUCUGCCUGUCUCGGCCUCCGUUAGCAUUGAUAUGCACUUGCGACCUAUGAGCGUGUCAAUUUUGAGCAGUGCAGAUGCUCCCCUGAGUGCUGACCGAAAAUAUGAUAUUAAUUGUAUGACUGUUGGAUCAAGGCCCCCAGCACAAAUAUCCUGGUACAUGGAUGGAAAAAUGUUAAAAAAUUUUACCCAAAAGGUAUCUGAAGAUGGAAAUAUGACAACAUCAAGCCUGACAAUAACACCAAAAAAAGAAGAUCACGACAAGAUUAUUACAUGUCGUGCUGAAAAUUCAAAAGUCGAUGGUGGUGUUGAAGAAGACACAUGGAAACUAAAUAUUUACUUUGUACCAACUAUUCGUCUUGAGCUUGGAUCCAAGAUGAAUCCCGAUGACAUUGAGGAAGGUGAUGACGUUUAUUUCGAGUGCAAAGUUCGAGCAAAUCCAGAUGCCUACAAAGUUGUUUGGAAACAUAAUGGUGCAGUGAUACAUAAUAAUGCUAAAAAGGGUGUCAUUGUACAACAAUAUAGUCUUGCCCUUCGAAAAGUUGAUCGCUUUCAAUCAGGCAACUACAUGUGUGUCGCAUCAAAUGUCGAGGGUGAUGGUUACAGUGAUACAGUCAAUCUAAAAAUAAUGUAUAAACCAAUAUGCAUACCAGAACAAAAACGUAUUUAUGGUGUUGCUCGAUUAGAAGAUGCAAGUGUUAUUUGUCGUGUUGAAGCAUAUCCACCACCAAAUAAUUUUCGAUGGGCAUUUAAUCAUACUGGAACAUUGACAGAUGUACCACAAUCAAAAUUUAAAAAUUCAACACAUACACAAAGUAUUCUAACAUAUAAACCAGUUACUGAAAUGGACUAUGGUAGUGUAUUAUGUUGGGCAAGUAAUACCGCUGGACAACAAAUGAAUGCCUGCAUAUUUCACAUUAUACCAGCAGGUAAACCUGAAGCACCAUACAAUUGUACAUUGAUAAAUCAAACAACAGAAUCAUUGUCAGUUGAAUGUACGGCUGGUUUUGAUGGUGGACAACCACAAAAUUUUUAUUUAGAAGUAUUUGAUCAACAUACUGGUUUGUUACAAGCAAAUGUAACAUCACAUGAUCAUGCAUCUUUUACUGUACAAGGACUUGAGCCUGGUAAGGUGCUCACUAUGAAAUUAUAUGCUUACAAUUCAAAAGGUCGAAGUGAAUCAACUAAACUUGAGGGUUUUACUCUUAAAGUUGCUGAGAAACAAACUGGCAUUUACACGAGAGCUGUACGCGUUUUCUUUCCAGGCAGUCCCGUGCCAUUUGAAAUAACGCCAUUACUUGGUGUUUUAAUUGGCGUGGUUGCUGCACUUUUUCUCAUCACAAUAAUAAUACUUGGAGCACUUAAAAUACGAAGUGACAGAAGAACACAUAGACCAGGUGAUUUACCAUUAAAAAAAUCAACAGCACCAAGCUCUGAAGAACUAUACGAUGCUGAUGACAGAAAUCCAGAUGUCGUGCCAACGAAUAAAGAUUCAGAUUAUCAAUUAACGGGGUCAACAGCUGGCACACCACUUGCUGCCCAAGCAACACCUGACAAUGUAUCAGCAACGUCUUUGACCAACCAGCAACAGUCUAAUCAUCUCCAGGGACUUGCUAACUACACGCACAAUGACUACACCAAUUAUCCAACACUUCCAUUAACUGGUGAAGUAACAUAUGCUGAGUUGUGCCUCGCUCGACCAACGACAUUGUCAACAACAGUGGAUACAAAAUUAGGAUGUUUAGGUGGUAUUGGAAAUUUUUCAAAUACAGGAAAUGUUGGUAAUGUUGGUAGUGGUGUUGGUAGUGGUAAUGGUAAUGGUGGUGGUAUUAUUGUUGGUGGUAAAUCAUAUAUUAAAGAAGCAACUGUAUAUGCAUGUAUUGAUCAUAAUGCAAGACCACCUAAAAUUGAUCAAAUAUGUCAACCAAUAAAAGGUAAUAAUACACUUAUUCAUGAUGUUGGAAUAUCAACAAAUAAACAACAUCAUCAACGUGAAGUUGUUACUGUACGUACACCACUUAUUUCAACACAAGAAAGUUGUGUAUAGGAGCGGGACACCGACGCACUUGACAUCAAUGAAUAUUAUGUCUAAAUAAUUGUUGCGUCGAUUGGAUGUUAUUAGGAACCAAUUAAGCCUAAUUUUAAAAAAAAAAUUUUAUAUACAUAAAUAAUAAUUAUAAUAAUAAAUAUAAUUUAUUAUAUUAAUUUUUAUCUUAUAGAAAUAAUAUUACGUAAAUUACGAUGAAAAAUAAAACAUCGAAAUAUUAUUAAUUUUAAUGAGAAAUAUUUUACUUUUUUUUUUAAAUUUUUAUUAUCAAUGAAAAAAUUAUUCUUCCAUGAAAAAUAAUAAUUAAUAAUUCCAAAGACUUUGGAGUAUUUUGCUUCAAGUAAAAAAUAUUUAUUUUAUUUAUUUAUUAUGAUACAGUCAACGUGACAAGAUGAGACUGCUAACAGCUUAUAAAAAAAAUCAUUUUUUUUUUUUAAAUGUGUUUAUUGUUUAUUAAUUAAACAAACACAGAUAAUAAAAAAAAUAAAUAAAUAAAUUUUAAAUGUAAAUAGUAAGACUGCUUUUUUUCAGUUGGUGACAACUAUAUCUGAUUCAACGAAUUUUAAACUUUAUUCACGCGACCGGUUCGCGUGUUUAUGUGUACAGAUUUCUUAUUGGUUUUUUUUUUUUUAUUUUUCUUUGUCAUUUAUUAUUGCUGAAAUAAUUAUUUUUCGUCGUUUAAUUAUUUUUAUUUUUCGUUCUCUUUGUGUAAAUAUAGAAUGAUUGUGAAUUUGGGAGGUUCAUUGCUCGAUAAAUGAGCCUAAUGUUCGGUUCAAAUGACGGGUAAACGAUCAAGAAAAUAAAAAUUUAAAAUAAAAAAAAAACAACAGAAAGAAUAAUAAUAAAUAUUCGAAAAUUAUUAUGAAACUUCCAGGUGGAUAAUUUAUCAACAUGAAAGUCUCAAUUGACUAUUCAUAAAUUGAGUGUACACCAGGAAGAUAUCUAAUAAUCAUAAUGAUAAGUAAUAAAUAAUAUUAAUAAUAAUAAUAAAUAUAAUAAAAAAUAAAAAUACUUUGAACUCGUUUGUUAUUGAGUGCUGCAUAUAAACGAGAACCACUGUACAGUCAUAUUAUUUUUUCAAACAAAAUAAAAAAAGAUAAAAAAAAAAUUUUAAAACUAAUAAUCAAUAAAUGGAAAUAUCAUGUUUAUAAAAAAUUCAUAAAUUCAAUAAAUAUAAAAAAAAUACAUUUCAAGACAAAAAUAAAAAUAAAGCUCUCAUUCUAAUUGAAGAAUAAAUUGCGGACAAAAAAAUGAGAAAAUUAAAAGAAAUUAAAAUUUAAAAAAUUUAAAAAAAAAGAAAAAAAAUUAUGUGUAUAAAUGAAAACUUAUGAAUGUUAUGAAAAUUAAUUUGAAAAUACCAAAAAAAAAAAAAGAAAAUAAAAUUUUUAAUUAUAAAAAAAAAAAAACUAUUAUUGUAAGAUUUUAAAUUUUUAAAUAUAAAAAAAUGAAGAAUAAAAAAAAAAAAAUUGGAACGAUAGGAUAAAAUCAUUGGUGAGUGAAUGACAAUGUGUGUAACAAUAUGAAUGUACUUGUGUACAUGUAUGUGUGUGUGUGAUAUGACUUUUUGAUUGCAACAAGAAUGACUGAAAUAAUCCACGUCCGCCGUGUGGAUUGAACCGCAAUACCCAAGAGGUCGCGACCGACAACAAUGAUAAUAAAAAUAAACCAGGAGCCAUAACAAUUGUUUUUUUUUUUUAUAUUUUCAUUCCCUUCUGUUUUGACCCGAUACUAUUUUCUAGCAUCUGAGUAUCUAGCUUCUCCAUUCGUGCGACUUUAACAUUCUCUUUUUUACAAUUUUAAUUUUUUUUUUUUUUCUUUUUAUUAUUCUUUUGUGAACUUUUCACCCUCCCCCCCUCCCUCAUGUGGGAUAAACCCCCCUUCAAUGUAUAGUUUUCAGUACAGUUGUAUUAAACUCCAUUGGAAUGAAAAUUAAAUUGAAAAAAAAAUAAAAUAAAAUAGAAAGUGUAAUCAAUAAUGAAAGAGGUUAAAAUAAAAAAAAAAAAAAUGGUGAAAAUUCGGGCAAUGGGUUUAACUAGAAAGCAUCAUGCUAUAUGUAGUCACGCAAGCGUAUUCGUGACUUUUAUAUUUUAAAGUUGUAAUACAACAUCACCCCAUCAUCAUCAUCAUUAUCAUCAUCGUCCUUGUGUUAUCACAACUGUAAAAGCAUGUCCCAUAAUUUUCACGAAUAUUUUAGGCACGCGCGUUCGUUAACGAUUACAAAAUUUGUGGCAAAAAUCUAUCAUAUACAUGCGUACAUAAUAAAAUUCCUCAUAUACAUACUAUUUUAGUGUUCAUAGAAUAUUUCAAACUCGUCCUCACCCAAACCCAUCAAAUCUGUUCAAACACAAUGCCCAAAUAACAUUCACAGACAUAAAAAUUUACAAAACAUUUUUCAUUUUUUUUUUUUUCACAAUUAAAAUACAUAUUUAAAAAAAAAUAAAUAUACAUAAAUAAACAUUUUUUUAUCCAUCAAAUUAGUAAUACAAUUUUCAUGUUUAAAAAAAUAUAUAAAUAAAUAAAUUACCUAAAAAUAUAAACAAUUCAAACAGAUGUAAAAAUUACAAAACUGACUUUUAUCUACUCAUCACAUUAUACAGUACAUAAAAAUAUAAAUAGUCUGUUAUUUAUUUCACUGCCACAAACAUAAAUUGAAGCUUUGAGGCUGAUUUAUUUUUAUUUAUACAAUAUAAAGUUUAUAUUAAACUUUGUUGAUGGUUUUUUUUUUUUAAAGAAAAAUAUUUUUAAAGUAAAUGAAAGAAAAAAAAAAAAAAAACCAUAACGAUCAGUCGUUUCUUUUCAUUAGUUUUAUUAUAUGAUACAGUUAUAUAUAAUUUACUAAAUAUUUUUUACGUACUUUUACAAAUAAACAUUAAGGGUACAUGUGUGUGUGUGUGAGAAUAAAUAUAUACAUGAAUAAAUGGAGAAGAAAAAAACUUUACAACUUUAAAAAAAAAAAACUUUUAUACAACUUUUUAUUCAGGUGUGUUGAUAUGAGUGUAUAUAACAUUUUGUUCAAAACACCUAUACAUGAAAAAAACGCACAUAUUAUUUUUUGCUUUAUUCCCUUUAACCCUCAGCACUCGUGAAAAAAUAAAAAUAUAAACACAAAGUGAAUGGGGAAACUUACUACUUUGCUUUACUGGCCCUCUUUCAAUGUUAUCUCCCUUUGAUUUCGAACGAAUGGAGAAAAUAAUAAUCAUGAAUUGAUAAUAUGGCUCCUGAUAUAUGACGUGUGUAUAUUUAAAUGUACGUUGACCAUUUAAAUAUUAAUGUUAUGAGAAAUAAAGAAAAUUGAAAUUAACAAAAGGAAAAAUUAAUAGAUAGUAUGGAAAUUUUAAAUUAAUCAUGUUUACAAGUGUAUAUAACGAUUGUAUAUAUUAAAUUAUAAUUGAUUGAUCUAUUUGAAAAGGA
Aphidius gifuensis is the source of this 7062-nucleotide messenger RNA. RefSeq names its product nephrin-like. Bases 877 to 3651 code for a protein of 924 amino acids. Lineage: Eukaryota; Metazoa; Arthropoda; Insecta; Hymenoptera; Braconidae. Gene Ontology annotation, molecular function: protein binding. The transcript is spliced from 16 exons. The record is from RefSeq and is a predicted model, not a curated record.